UGCGCAUGCGUAGUAACGGCCGAUCCGAGCGCUUCCAACGGACGGAUGAAAGCGUAGGCAGAACUUUGGAUGGUGUGGAGACAACAACUAAACGUUUCACGGUGACAGUUCGAAGGAAAUCCGGAAUAAGCCAGGGCAUUCAAACAGAUGGCCACUCACGAGAGAAAAAGCAGAAGAAUUAACUUCUGACAGACGAGGACAUUUUAACAAUGGAAGGCUCUAAAGUCGACAAGCGUGCGUCCCAUGCUUGUUAUGAAGAAGCAAGGGCAGAGCGGAAAAAGCUGCUGACUCCUGCACAUAUGUACAUGAUCAGGAGACUGGCUAUCGUCCUGAAUUUGACACCAACAGAAGUCGAGGACUUCAUUUUAGACUCACCAUCACUGGAUGCAUUUGAUCAUUUCUUGGCUGCUGGAGGUGGUCGAACAAUCUCCUUCGUGUAUCAGGAGUCUGGAGUCCCAGGAGAAGAAUGUGGGCGCACAUACCUUGGGCCAACCAAAGAUGGGAAAAUCCAGAGGCUGUUGUUAGCUAACUUAGCUGACACGCGCCUCACAGGCCUGUGCUGUGUUUUCACACGAACAAAAACGGACGUUCCUGUGAAUCCAGAAAAAAUACACGAGGACAUUUUUUUCUCAGUUAUUGAUACCAGAGACGACCGCUUGAAAGGGCUAAAGGAUGCCAACAGUUUUCUGCUACUAGCUGUGGAAGCACAGGAAGAUUGGGGAGCCGUCGGCACGUCGGUACAGAGAGACGAGAUCAAACACAACUUCCUGGAUGAAUUUAAAGGUUUUCUACAGUCUCUGAAUGACCUCCAGGCAAGAGAACAGAGCUGUGAUCAUCUGACUGCAGUCACAGAUGUUGACUUUUCUAAACUGGCUAGUCCUGACGACAUAAAACCUGCAGCUUCUAACCCGGACACGGUCGAACAAAUGGAAGAAAUGCUGAUCCAGUGGUUCAAACAGAUACUGAAGGCUACGAGAAAGCUCAAUGUCGAAGAUGUACCAAGUUUCACAGGAAGUCUCCAGGAGAUGGAAUACUGGCAAAAGCUGGACAAAAAGUACAGCUCCAUCAUCAGCCACAUGAAGAGUCCGCAGUGUAAGGCAGUGGUGGACGUGCUCCGAUUCAAACCCUGCAUGAUACUGAAGAAAUGGCUGGAAAAGGAAAACGAGAUCUCACACCGUGCUAAUGUAGCUAAAGAACAUGUGAAGUUCCUGAGCCUGCAGGAGACCUUCUUCAGCAGUAAUCCGGUCUCGAUGACGAAUACCGUGCAGAGUCUCGUCAGUACCUUUUCUAGGAUUUACUGUGAAUCACAGAACUACAGAACAGAUGAGAUGACUCCAUUCUUUAGCAAAGUCACACAUCAGAUGAUCGUAGCUUGCAGAGCGUAUAUUACAGACAACAAAAGCUUUAUGUGGGACCAAGAUCCUGAAGACCUCCACAGAAAAAUACAGGAAUGCCUGUGCUUGUUUCAGGAAUAUCAAUCCUGCAUUCAGAAAGCAGCCUUGCCAACGGUGGAAAGCCCUGGGGAAAAGCCCGUUGAAGCUCUACAGUGGUUCAUUGCUGCAGACCUUAAGAAGUUUACCAAGAAACUUGAAAAGAUCAAUCAAAUAAUUUCAAUGUUGAAGACUUUUGCAACCCUUGAAAAAUCAAGAAUUGAAGGCAUUGAGAUUAUAGCCAGACUAUUCCAGACUGCUAUCACCGGUAUUAAAAAGGGAGACGACAUCCUAUCACCAGAAGAAAAUGAGUUUGAAGCUGAUUACGAAAAAUUUAUGGCUGACAUCUGCUACAUUGAGGAACAACUCCAGAUAUUAAUGACUUCCAUCUUCACAAAGUUCACCUCAUCAAAAGUCACCUCAUCCCAAACAUGUAUUUCUUUCAUAGAAGGCUUUAAGAAGCUGAACAUUCCCUGUGUUGACAACAAGAUUCCUGAAGUUUCUAAACUUAUUCUUCAGCAUCAUAUCCAAAAGUUGGAGUUUGUAAAAAAGGACUUUUUCCAAAACCAGGAUCAUCCAGUUUGUUAUUCUACCUCAUCUUCGGUGGCGAGCAGGAUUCCUUGGGACAGAGAUCUCUGUAAGAACACUGAGGACAUUUUGUUAUACCUGAAAGAAAACACAGACUUUUUGUCCCACCCUGACGUACAAUAUAAGGUCAGAGAGUGCAGCAGCAUUGCAGACAUGCUGAAGGAGUUUGAGACUUCUGAACACCAAAGAUGGAUGAAGAAGGCUUCUGAUCUAACUGAUGUGAUGAACAGCCCAGUGCUGAUUCGUGACCCAAAGGCAGGAACAAUGGUUGUGAACUUUGACCUGAGAGUUAUGGAGGUCGUUAUGGAAGCAAAAUAUUAUUCACAAAUGGGUCUGGAGAUUCCGGAGCAAGCUUUAGUCCUUGUUCAGAUGGAGAAGACACUAAAUGGCUAUUUAAGGCGAUUGAAGACUAUUUUGGAAGAUUUUAAAUCCACAUGUGAAAGCAUACCCACAGAACAAAGGAUCAUUUUCUCUUCAAAAAUGGAAAAUGUUGAUUCUGCACUCGGCCCUGGGUCGGAACUGCUAACCUGGUCAUCUGAUCUCAACGACUUCCUCCAAAAUGCUGAAGUAGCUUUGCUUAAGCUAAAAAAUGAGGCAAAGAAGAUACAUGAUAUUUGUGAGGCGAACGUCGACGAUGUCCUUGAUGCAAUAUCGAAGACUGAGCUGAUUGAGCUCCCAGAGAAAGAGACAUCACUGCUGGAUUUUGUUGACCAUAAUAAGAAUCGCUGCAAAGAGUGGGCAAAGACAUUUGACCUCAAAUGUGUUCAUGUUAAAUAUGCACUCCACGAGCUGGGUUAUAUGUUGGGUGACAUCCAUCAACCAAAAGACUCAAAGAUGGAGGAGGACGCUGUCCUAGCAACCAGUAUAAGACUUGAGAGCCAGAAAACAAAGAUAAGAAAGGAUGAAGUGGUUUCGGAAAACCAAUUAAAGAAGAAACAAAAGAAAAAGGUGUUUAAGAAUCUAUGCAGUUUGUUCAGUGAAAAAGUGUGUGAAGCUCUUGUCAAAACCACACUAUUAUCCCUGGAGACCCUCGCAAACAGAACUCAGUGGGUCACGGCUCAUAAGACGUCACAAAGCCAGUGCAAGUUGGCCCCACUGAUAAAAGCUGAAGUCCAGCUGGAGAAACCUGUAGUGGUGAUGAGCCCCAGUGUAGAGGAGAUCCAGGAGGCCAUCAAUGGGCUCAUCUCCUCUGUGUUGGAAGUCAGCAAGGCUAUAGUGUGGGAGGAGGAGUACAGCUGGGAUGCCAUUCAGGGCAGAGAGAAAGACUAUUUCUAUCAGCAAGUCAUUAAUCACAAUGACAUUCUGAGAUUGGUGGACCUUCUAAAAUCCACAUUUAGCAGCAAGAAGAGUGAAGUCCUGGAUGUUCUGAAGCAGUUCUACACUUUCAGUGGACUAUGGGAAGAUAAUAAUCUCAAAAUUGAGGAAUUUAUGAACAGCAACCCACCCCUGACCCAAAUUGAGUCUUUGAUCCAACACUACGUCUCAUUUGAGCAACAAAUCGAUGACAUUGAGUCUGAGAUUGCCUUUGGGCCAGUUAAACUGUCAACAGGUCCUCUACAAAAUGCUCUGAAAGCUGAGAUGAAAGCCUGGAAAGAACUGAUCUGCAGAUACCUGCAGCAGACAUACAGAAGGAAACUGGUUGACACCAGUAUACAGACCAAUGAACAGUGGGCACAGCUGUCGCAUCCUGUUGCUGAUCUGGAAGAUUUUCGGCGUUCAUCAGACGUUCUGCGUCAGCUCAGAGAGACUGACAUAGACACUGAAAUAACCCUUAUUGCAAUUAAGGAUGCCUAUAAAAUUCUGACCACAUAUAAAGCAGAUAUAGAUGAAAAUGAACGAGAGGAAGUUGACAAUCUGUGGAAACUCUUCACAGAUCUUCUGUCCAAGGCUAGGUCAGUGCAAAAUGAACUUUAUCGUAAGGAGCCGGAGUUAAAAAAAACACUGGUGAUGUCUGUUGGUGUUUUUAAAAAGGACAUCAACACGUUCAUGGACCAGUAUGCGCGUGAAGGCCCCUUGGUGGAAGGGGUUGCUCCACAGGUAGCUAGCCAGCGGCUCCAAGUAUUUCAGGCUAAAUUUGAAGACCUGUGGAAAAAGUUCAUCACCUACAGGGCUGGGGAGGAGCUUCUGAGGUUGCCCGUUACAGAGUACGACUGUCUGCAUCAGAAACAAAAAGAGCUAGAACUGCUCCAGAAACUCUAUGGCCUGUAUGACGCUGUGAUGAGCAAAAUAAGUGGGUACUACAAGGUCCUGUGGACGCAAGUAGACAUUGAAAAGAUAAAUGGAGAGCUUCAGGAAUUUCAGAACAGGUGUCGGAAGCUCCCUAAAGCCAUGAAGGAGUGGCGAGCCUUUCUUGACCUGAAGAAGACCAUUGAUGAUUUCAAUGAGUUAUGCCCUCUGCUUGAAAUGAUGACAAACAAAUCUAUGAGUCGCAGACACUGGGAUCGAAUCUCAUCCUUAACUCAACACCAGCUUGAAGUGGAGUCCAGUACCUUUACACUGCAGGACAUUAUGGAAGCACAUCCUUUGACCUACAAAGAUGAUAUUGAGGACAUUUGCAUAUCAGCUGUGAAGGAGAAGGAUAUCGAGGCCAAGUUGUCACAGGUCAAAGAGCUGUGGUCUGGUCAGACCCUGAGCCUGAUGACUUUUAAGAAUAGAGGAGAAUUGAUGCUGAAAGGGGCAGAGACAUCCGAGGUUUUUACCAACCUGGAGGAUAGUUUGAUGGUCCUGGGUUCCUUGCUGACAAACAGGUAUAGUACAUACUACAAACCAGAUCUCCAGGAUUGGGUAUCCAAACUGUCGAGAUCAUCUGAGAUCAUCGAACAGUGGAUUAUAAUUCAAAACCUGUGGAUCUACUUGGAAGCUGUAUUUGUUGGGGGUGACAUUGCCAAAGACCUACCUCAGGAGACAAAACAAUUUCAAGAUAUUGACAAGUCCUGGAUCAAGAUCAUGGAAAGAGCUCAAAAAAUCCCGAAUGUAGUGGAAUGCUGUGCCAGUGAUCCAUUUCUGGAACACCGGCUGCCAGAACUUCAGAGGCAGUUAGAGCUCUGUCAGAAAUCUCUUGCUGGUUAUCUCGAGAAGAAAAGGCUCCUGUUUCCACGAUUCUUCUUUGUGUCUGAUCCAGCUCUUUUGGAAAUUCUUGGACAAGCCAGUGAUUCUCACACCAUUCGGUCACAUCUUCUCAAAGUGUUUGACAAUGUCAACGAUGUGGAGUUCGAUCCAGCAGACUAUGAUAAGAUUUUGUCUGUUAUCUCACAAGAAGGGGAACAAUUACUGCUGAACCAACCUGUCAUGGCACAGGGACCAGUGGAGCACUGGCUUGGGCAGCUGUUGGUGGAACAACAGGCCUCGUUGCACUCGGUCGUCUCAGCCUGCCAUGGGUUCAUCAACAGUGAAGAGUUUAAACUUCUUUCUUUCCUCAAAACGUAUCAAGCACAGGUGGGUUUGCUUGGAAUCCAGAUGCUUUGGACACGAGAUGCAGAAGAUGCCUUGCAUAAUGCGAAAACUCAAAAAGAAGCUAUGCCUCAUGCCCAAAAGAGGUUUCUCAAUCAACUCGAUGUGCUUGUCAGUCAAACCACCCAUGACCUCAGCAAGUUUGACAGAGUCAAAUAUGAGACUCUUGUCACAAUUCACGUGCACCAGACUGACAUUUUUAAUGACCUUGUAAAGAAGAGCAUAACAAGUGUUGACGACUUUGAAUGGCUGAAGCAGAGCAGAUUCUAUUACAAGGAGAUUCAGGACGACGUCACUGUGUCCAUUACCAAUGUUGACUUUGUUUAUCAGAAUGAGUUCCUGGGCUGUACUGAUCGUCUGGUCAUCACGCCUCUGACUGACAGGUGUUAUAUCACACUGGCCCAGGCUCUGGGCAUGAACAUGGGAGGAGCUCCAGCUGGCCCAGCUGGCACCGGUAAGACCGAAACCACCAAGGACAUGGGUCGCUGUCUUGGCAAGUUUGUUGUCGUUUUCAACUGUUCUGAUCAGAUGGACUUCAGAGGACUUGGCAGGAUAUUUAAAGGCCUUGCACAGUCCGGGUCCUGGGGCUGCUUUGAUGAGUUCAACAGGAUUGACUUGCCUGUGCUCUCGGUUGCUGCACAACAGAUUUCUAUCGUUCUGACUGCACGCAAAUGUUUGCAUCAAACUUUUGUUUUCACUGAUGGAGACUGUGUGAAUUUGAACCCAGAGUUUGGGCUGUUCAUCACUAUGAACCCUGGGUAUGCAGGUCGUCAGGAACUUCCUGAAAACUUAAAGGUGCAAUUCAGGACAGUGUCGAUGAUGGUACCAGACCGUCAAAUCAUCAUGAGGGUAAAACUAGCCAGUUGUGGGUUCCAUGACAGUGUCAUGCUGGCCCAGAAAUUUUUCGUGCUUUACAAACUGUGUGAAGAACAACUCACAAAACAGGUCCACUAUGACUUUGGACUGAGGAAUAUCCUCUCUGUGUUGAGAACUCUUGGAACCUGUAAAAGAGCUCGACCUACUGACACCGAGUCUAGCAUUGUCAUGCGAGUACUGCGUGACAUGAAUCUGUCCAAGCUGGUGGACGAGGACGAGCCCCUGUUCCUUCGACUUAUCAGUGACCUGUUCCCUGGGAUCCAGUUGGACAAAAACACAUACAAUGAACUCCAAACUGCUGUUUCCCAUCAAGUGGAACUAGCCGGUCUUGUCAACCACCCACCAUGGAACCUCAAGCUCAUUCAGCUUUAUGAGACUUCCCAAGUCCGCCAUGGAUUGAUGACUUUGGGCCCAAGUGGAGCAGGGAAAACCACAGCGAUCAACAUUCUGAUGCAGUCCAUGACGGAAUGUGGAACCCCUCACAAAGAGAUGCGUAUGAACCCCAAAGCAAUUACUGCUGCUCAGAUGUUUGGCCGUCUGGAUGCAGCCACCAAUGAUUGGACAGAUGGUAUAUUUUCAACACUCUGGAGGAAGUCACUCAAAGCCAAAAAAGGAGACUCCAUAUGGAUCGUGCUGGAUGGUCCGGUAGAUGCCAUUUGGAUCGAGAACCUCAACUCGGUGCUGGAUGACAACAAAACAUUGACCCUAGCUAAUGGUGACCGCAUCACCAUGUCACCAUCCUGCAAGUUGGUGUUUGAGGUGCACAACAUGGAAAAUGCCUCUCCUGCUACUGUGUCUCGUGUGGGUAUGGUCUAUAUGAGCUCCUCUGUUCUCAGCUGGAGACCCAUACUCCAGGGUUGGGUUAAAAAGCGAAAAGAAGCAGACAUCAUUUUAGGAUUAUUUGACAAGACAUUUGAGGAUUUUUACUUGUAUGUGAAGCAAACCCUUAAACCCAAAAUGGAGUUUUUGGAGUGUAACUAUAUUAUGCAGUCUGUGAAUCUGCUGUACGGCCUCCUCCCAACCAAGGAGAUGGAGGACUUUGCUGAGAGCAAGCUCCUCGAGCGUCUCUUCGUCUUUUGUUUGAUGUGGAGCCUGGGAGCUCUUUUGGAACUGGAAGAUAGAGACAAACUGGAGGCAUACAUAAGAGGUCAUGAGAGCAACGUUGAUUUGCCACAAACAAAGCCUGGAGAGACCAUGUUUGAGUACAUGGUGGAUGAAAACGGUGAAUGGUGUCACUGGAACAGUCAUGUUGGAGAGUAUGUUUACCCAACUGACCACAUACCUGACUACACAUCCAUUCUCGUGCCAAAUGUGGAUAACACAAGGACCGCUUUCUUACUGGAAACAAUUGCCAAACAACACAAGGCUGUACUGCUUAUUGGUGAACAAGGAACAGCAAAGACAGUGAUGAUCAAAAGCUACACAAAGAAAUACGAUCCUGAAACAGACCUGUUCAAGUCUCUAAAUUUCUCAUCUGCCACAGAACCCAUGAUGUUCCAGCGAUCUGUGGAAAGCUACACUGAGAAAAGACUUGGCAGCAUCUAUGGACCACCAGGGGGACGCAGGAUGACCAUCUUCAUUGACGACAUAAACAUGCCUCUUGUCAACGAAUGGGGAGAUCAGAUCACCAAUGAGAUCGUUCGCCAAAUGAUGGAAAUGAAGGGCAUGUACAGUCUGGACAAACCAGGAGAUUUCCUAACGAUUCAAGAUGUGCAGAUACUGGCUGCCAUGAUUCACCCUGGUGGUGGGAGAAACGACAUUCCCCAACGACUAAAGAGACAGUUCACUGUUUUCAACUGCACCCUGCCAUCCAACGCUUCCAUCGACAAGAUCUUUGGUGUAAUUGGCAAUGGGUAUUUCCACAAAUGCAGGAAAUUUGAGCCACAGAUUACGGCGAUGAUUACAUCUCUUGUGUCUGCUAGCAGAAUAUUAUGGCAAUGGACAAAGGCAAAAAUGCUUCCCACACCGUCAAAGUUCCACUACAUCUUCAAUUUGAGGGAUUUGUCGAGGAUCUGGCAAGGAAUGUUAAAGAUAAAGGCAGAAGAAUGUGGAGACAUUCUGACUCUGCUGGCUCUGUUCAAGUCUGAAUGCAGCAGGGUGAUAGCAGACAGGUUUGUUUGCCCUGAGGACAGAGAGUGGUUUACGAAGGCUGUAUCUCGUGUGAUCCAAGAUCAUGUUGACCCACAACAUGUCCAAGCUCUUCAUCCUGAGCCGUUUUUCGUAGACUUUCUUCGAGAUGCGCCCGAGCCAACUGGAGAGGAAAAAGACGAUGCCGUGUUUGACGUUCCUAGAAUUUUUGAACUGUUGCCAAAUUUUGAUGUCUUGCUGGCAAAACUGCAAAUGUAUCAGACUCAGCACAAUGAGAUCUCAAGAGGCUCCAGGUUGGAUCUGGUGUUCUUCAAAGACGCAAUGACUCAUCUCAUCAAGGUGUUACGAAUCCUUCGCACUGACAAUGGAAAUGCCCUACUUGUGGGAGUGGGAGGAUCAGGGAAACGGAGUCUAACUCGCCUGGCCUCGUUCAUAGCUGGAUACAAAAUCUUCCAGAUCACACUGACCAGAUCAUACAACAUGAAUAAUUUCAUGGAUGAUCUCAAAGUGCUGUAUAAGGUCGCUGGAGCUGAGGGCAGAAGCAUCACCUUCAUAUUUACAGACAAUGACAUCAAGGACGAGGCCUUCUUGGAAUACCUCAACAAUGUCCUAUCAUCUGGAGAGGUCUCCAAUCUUUUUGCUAAAGAUGAGAUGCAGGAUAUCACCCAGAGCCUGAUUUCAGUUAUGAAAAAAGAGCUUCCUCGUGUUCCACCAACCUUUGACAACCUUUAUGAGUACUUUAUAUCCCGGGCAAAGAAGAAUCUGCAUGUCGUGCUUUGCUUCUCACCGGUGGGACAGAAGUUUCGGUCCAGAUGCCUGAAGUUUCCAGGUUUGAUUUCUGGCUGCACAAUGGACUGGUUCAGCCCUUGGCCCAAAGAAGCUCUAGUUGCUGUGUCCAGUCAUUUUCUAUCAGAAUUUGAAAUGAAGUGCACUAAAACAGUGAAGACUUCAGUGAUGACAGUCAUGGGAACUUAUCACGAGAAAGUGUCUGAGGCUUGUGAAAGUUACUUUGAAAGGUUCCGAAGGAGAACACAUGUCACCCCAAAGUCGUACCUUUGUUUUAUAAAUGGCUACAAGGCGUUAUACACAGAGAAGUGCAGCUUUAUCAUUACAUUAGCUGAUCGCAUGAGUGUUGGAUUAAACAAACUGAAGGAAGCUGGUGCAUCGGUGACUAAAUUAUCAGCUGAUCUGGAAAUAAAGGAGAAGGAGCUUGCUGUGGCAUCUGUCAAAGCAGAGAAGGUGUUAGCAGAGGUGACCGUUAGCGCUGAAGCUGCAACCACAGUAAAGAACGAGGUCCAGGUUGUGAAGGACAGGGCCCAGAACAUCGUGGAAGGGAUCGCAAAGGAGAAAGCAGUUGCUGAGAAUAAACUGGAGGCAGCUAAGCCUGCUUUAAAAGAAGCUACUGAAGCACUAAAUACAAUCAAGCCAGCUGACAUUGCCACCGUGAAAAAAUUAGCCAAUCCUCCAAAUCUCAUCAUGAGGAUUAUGGACGGCGUCCUGAUUUUAUUUAAAAAGAAGGUUGACCGUGUCUCUGUUGAUCCUGAACGACAAUGUAUAAAGCCCUCGUGGGGUGAAGCACUGAAGCUUUUGGGUAGCCCUGGUUUACUGACAUCCCUGCAGCAGUUUCCAAAGGAAGAAAUUAAUGAAGAAGUGGUGGAGCUGCUGUUGGCGUACUUCGACAUGCCGGAUUACACGAUGACCAAUGCAAAGAAAGUCUGUGGUAACGUGGCAGGCCUUCUAGCCUGGACCCGUGCUAUGGCUACUUACUUUGCAAUUAACAAAGAAGUGUUGCCGCUCAAGGCUAACUUGUUUGUUCAAGAAAGGCGUCUGAACGUGGCUAAUGAUGAGCUAAGCAAGGCUGAGGCUCUGCUGGCGGAGAAACAGAAAGAGUUUGACGAAGUCCAGGCCAAAUACGACGCAGCUAUGAAAGAGAAACGGGUCCUGCUGGAUGACGCUGAGAUGUGUAAGAAUAAAAUGCAAGCUGCGUCUGCGCUGUUAGACGGACUUAGUGACGAGAAAGCUCGCUGGACAUCUCAAAGCAAACAAUUUCAAUCCCAAAUCAACAGACUUGCAGGCGACGUGCUCCAGCUGACUGGCUUUUUGUCGUACUGCGGGCCAUUCAACCAGAGUUUUAGAGACAUGUUAAUAAAAGGCGUGUGGGAAGCCGAGCUUCGAAGCCACAAUAUCCCUUUCACAGAAAACCUUAAUGUCAUUUCUGCCCUGGUAGACCCUCCCACCAUAAGCGAGUGGAAUCUUCAGGGAUUACCAGGAGAUGAUUUGUCUGUUCAGAAUGGCAUCAUUGUCACUAAAGCAGCGCGGUAUCCCCUCCUGAUCGAUCCGCAAACACAAGGGAAAUCCUGGGUCUUAAAGAAAGAAGAGGCCAAUGCACUUCAAGUCACGUCACUCAACCACAAGCUCUUUCGAACUCAUCUGGAGGAUUGCCUUUCCUUGGGACGGCCGUUACUUAUUGCAGACAUAUCGGAGGAACUCGACCCUGCUCUAGACAAUGUGCUUGAGAAAAAUUAUCUUAAAUCUGGGACCAGUUUCAAGGUUAAAGUCGGAGACAAAGAAAUAGAUGUCAUGGAUUCAUUUAGACUCUAUAUGACCACCAAACUGCCCAAUCCAGCGUACACCCCAGAAGUCAGCGCCAGGGCAUCCAUCAUCGAUUUUACUGUAAAUAUGAAGGGUUUGGAGAACCAGCUGCUUGCUCGUGUCAUCCUCAAAGAGAAGCAGGAACUAGAGGCAGAACGAUUAAGGCUAAUUGAGGAUGUAACUGCCAAUAAGAGAAAGACCAAGGAGUUGGAAGACAACUUGUUGGCUAAACUGAGCUCAACAAAAGGUUCUCUAGUUGAUGAUGACUCUAUGAUUUCCAUUCUGCGCACUACUAAAAAAACUGCUGCUGAAGUUGGUGCAAAGCUCAGUGUGGCAGCAGAAGCAGAGAUGAAGAUUAACUCUGCUCAAGCGGAAUAUCGGCCUGUUGCCUCGCGAGGCAGCAUCCUUUACUUCCUGAUCACCGAGAUGAGCAUGGUCAAUGUCAUGUACCAGACGUCCCUCAGUCAGUUCCUCAAAAUCUUUGAUCUGUCCCUGGAAAGGUCUGAAGUUUCCUCUCAAAUCCAGAUGCGCAUUUCAAACAUCAUUGACUAUUUGACAUUUGAGGUUUUCAGAUAUACAGUCAGGGGCCUGUAUGAAAACAACAAGUUCACUUUCACUCUUCUACUGGCCCUCAAGAUUGACUUACAGAACAGAAAAAUAAAACACGAGAAAUUUCUGGUUCUCAUUAAAGGUGGUGCAGCACUUGACCUGAAGACGUGUCCCACAAAGCCAUUCAGCUGGAUCCCAGAUAUGGUUUGGCUAAACCUGGUGGAGCUCAGUAAACUGCCUCAGUUCAGUAAUAUUAUAAGCCAGGUGUCCAAAAGUGGGAAAAUCUGGAAAGCGUGGCUUGGCCUUGAUGCCCCGGAGAGAGCUCUUAUUCCAGAUGGAUACCACUCUCUUGAUGUCUUUCAUAAACUCUUGUUGAUAAGGUCUUGGUGCCCAGAUCGAACCCUGCCUCAAGCAGUGAAGUAUGUAGAAGACUCUUUGGGCCCUCGGUUUUCUGAACCUGUGCUUUUGGACCUUCGCAGCACAUGGCAGGAAAGUGACCCCAGCACCCCUCUGAUUUGCUUCCUCUCUAUGGGCUCAGAUCCCUCUGUCCAAAUUGAAGCCCUCGCUAAAACACUCCAGCUUGAAUGCCGAGCGAUUUCCAUGGGACAAGGACAAGAGGUGCAUGCCAGGAAGCUUGUCAAGACGUCGAUGACAGAGGGAGGUUGGGUCCUUCUGCAAAACUGUCACCUGGGCUUGGCAUUCAUGGAUGAGCUCUUUGAAACUAUCACAGCUGCAGAGAGCAAGCACUACACUUUCAGAGUGUGGAUCACUACAGAACCGCAUGAUAGAUUUUCUAUCGCACUCCUGCAGGCCUCUAUCAAGUUCACCAACGACCCACCCCAGGGCAUACGUGCUGGUUUGAUGCGAACAUUUGCAGGAAUCUCACAGAGCAAGUUGGCGAGCGUUAACCUUCCCUUAUGGAACCCUUUGCUGUACAGCGUGGCUUUUCUACACUCAGUUGUACAGGAACGGCGCAAAUUUGGACCUUUGGGUUGGAACAUACCUUACGAGUUCAACUCGUCUGAUUUCUCAUCAAGUAUCGAAUUCAUUGAAAGACAUUUGCUUCAGUGUGGUCGCAAAAAGGAAAUUUCAUGGGUAACUGUGCAAUACAUGAUUGCUGAGGUGCUGUAUGGAGGACGAGUCACAGACGACUACGACAAACGUCUUUUAAACUGUUUUGCUCAAGUAUGGUUCAGUAACAAGAUGACUGACCCAGAUUUCUGCUUCUACACCAACUAUGGAGUCCCUGUGUGCAAGACGGUGGAGAAGUACCUGGAGUACAUCCAGGGCUUGCCAGCUGUGGACUCACCCCAAGCAUUAGGGCUGCAUCCUAAUGCUAAUAUCACAUACCAGACAAACACCUCUGCAGAGGUUCUCGACACAAUCACAAAUAUUCAGCCCAAAGAAAGCGGAGGGGGCUUGGGGGCAACUCGAGAGUCCAUCGUUUACAAAGUGGCAGAGGACAUGUUGAAUAAACUGCCCUCUGAUUACGUGCCUCAUGAGGUCAAAGCCAGGCUGCAGAAGAUGGGAGCGCUCAACCCGUUGACCAUCUUCCUGCGUCAGGAGGUGGAUCGGAUGCAACGAGUCAUCUCUGCGGUGCGCACCAGCCUGACUGACUUGAAGUUGGCCAUCGAUGGAACCAUCAUCAUGAGCGAUAACCUCCGCGAUGCCUUGGACAAUAUUUUUGAUGCUCGUGUGCCAAACCUGUGGAGGAAAAUGUCCUGGGAGUCUUCCACUCUGGGCUUUUGGUUCACCGAGCUUCUUGAGAGACACAAGCAGUUCUCUGAUUGGCUGUUUCAGACGACACCAAAAACCUUUUGGAUGACAGGUUUCUUUAACCCACAAGGUUUCCUGACAGCUGUGAGACAGGAAGCAACCAGGGCUAACAAAACCUGGGCUCUUGACACAGUCACACUUAGCAACAAAGUGCUUAAGGUGUCAGCUGAACAGAUAACGGCUUCACCAAAUGAGGGAGUUUACAUCCACGGUCUGUUCCUGGAUGGAGCUGGCUGGAACUGGAGGAAAAUCCUUCUGGAAGAAUCCUCUCCCAAAGUUCUGUUCUCACCCAUGCCUGUGAUCCACAUGUUUGCUGUCAAAUCUACUCAAACUGUGGAUCCAAAGCUUUAUGUCUGCCCUAUCUACAAGAAGCCAAGGCGCACCGACCUGAACUACAUCACUGCAGUGGUGCUACCCACCGUCCUGUCGCCAGACCACUGGGUUUUACGUGGAGUUGCCUUGCUCUGUGACAGCAAGUAACAACAGUUAGCUUAUUAUCUUACAACAGUUCAAGAGUUAAGUGCAAAUUGUGUGAAUGGUGUUGUUCAAUGUUCAUAAUUGAAUAAAUGUUUUCAGUUUCAAGUGUUGUGAAGUUUUUUUACUGUUAGUGGCACAAAGAACAAGGUGAUGGCGUUCGUUUUUGUGCUAAUCGGCAUAUCAGGACUACGUGGUGACGUGGUUGGUCUGUUGCCUCGCAGCAAGAAUGUUGCAGGGUCGAAUCCCAGCUGUCAGUCGUGGCCAUGCUGUGUAAUUUAGAGAAAGUGAAAGUGUUGACAUGUUUAACUCAUUCACUGCCAGCGUUUUUCGCCGUUUUUACAGUUUUUUUUAAGA
Molecule: messenger RNA, 14180 nt
Organism: Nothobranchius furzeri (turquoise killifish)
Lineage: Eukaryota; Metazoa; Chordata; Actinopteri; Cyprinodontiformes; Nothobranchiidae
Product: dynein axonemal heavy chain 8
Biological process (GO): microtubule-based movement
Cellular component (GO): axonemal dynein complex
Molecular function (GO): minus-end-directed microtubule motor activity; dynein light intermediate chain binding; ATP hydrolysis activity
Source: RefSeq, a predicted model, not a curated record